Messenger RNA from Lottia gigantea (owl limpet), 891 nucleotides. RefSeq lists its product as hypothetical. The transcript is spliced from 7 exons. Bases 1 to 891 code for a protein of 296 amino acids. The record is from RefSeq and is a predicted model, not a curated record. Lineage: Eukaryota; Metazoa; Mollusca; Gastropoda; Lottiidae.
AUGGGCAUGUCAUCAGGGAUGUCUCCAGGAUUUGAUAUGCCAGUUGGUUCUCCUAUGGGGAGAAGUGCUGGCAUGUCGCCUGCUAUGGACAUCUCUGGUGCAUCUCCAAUGGGAAUGGGGAUGGCUUCACACGGAGCUAUGGGUAGUAUUUUUGGGACAAGUCCUUCUUCCUCCCCAGCUACAGGAUUCCAUGAUUAUAAUUUACCACCAAGUCCAGUUCCACAAAUGGGCCACAUGAGUCCAGCGAUGGGAUCACCUAGUCUAGGGAGACAUAGCCCUGCUAUGACUGGGCUAGGAGGAGGUCUAGGAGACCUUGGGCAACUUGGUUCAUUAGGAUCAUUGGGAUCAAGUCAUCCAACUAGUGACAUGGGAGGAACAGGUUUUGAUGCAUUUGGUGAUGUGUUACAACCCUUAUCAACAAAUACACCUCAAAAUCAACAAAAACAAUCAGCUGGGCUUGCAAAAGAUUUAGAUGCUAGUCUAGUUCAGUUAGCUGGUAAUCUCAAUAUUAAAGGAAGUAACAGCCAAAUUAAAAAAACUGAUCACCAGUGGCAACCUAAAGGAGAACAGAAAUUAACAGGAGGUACCAACUUUGCCCCACGACCAACAUCUACUGGCCCAACAUGGAACCCACAAUUUCAACAACAACAAAAUAUGAUGGGAGGCCCAGGUCAAAUGGCACAACCCAGAAUGGGAUAUGGUGCACAAGGAAUGCAAAUGGGACAACCAAUGAUGGGUAUGCAGCAGCCAAUGGGCAUGCCUAAUAUGGGAAUGGGAGUUGGGAUGGGCAUGCAGCCACCAGCUUAUGGAAUGCAACAACCCAUGGGAUUCCAACAACCUAGACCACCUACUCAACAACAAAAUAUCAAUGAUCCAUUUGGAGCCUUGUGA